Myzus persicae (green peach aphid) is the source of this 4129-nucleotide messenger RNA. RefSeq names its product chromobox protein homolog 2 (gene Pc). The coding region runs from base 704 to 1954 and encodes 416 amino acids. Lineage: Eukaryota; Metazoa; Arthropoda; Insecta; Hemiptera; Aphididae. The record is from RefSeq and is a predicted model, not a curated record. The transcript is spliced from 6 exons.
ACCCAGAACAAUAAUCCGUUCGAUCGUCGUCGGCGGCGUGCUAGAGAAACCGAGAAACGAACGUUUCAGAGACGGGGCAUCGAGAUAUAAUACUUUUUAAUAUCGCGUGAACCGUCUCCCGCGCAGAGUAUAAACCAAUCGUAGGGUAUAUUAUAAUACAAUAAUAACACUGCUAUCGUUGCCGUGCGUGUUAAAAAACAUAUUUUUUAUUUUCUUUUCCGGUUUCGAAACGUGGUGGCCGCGGCACACACCGGAUACGGUUGGUCACACCACAUUUUACGUUGUGAUUCGCGUGCGUGUGCGUGCGACGUAAAUAUUUGUUGUGUUUACAUGUUAUUACUUAUUAUUAUUUUUCGUGUCGAAACCGAAUAAUUGCUAUGGACCGUCCGCCGUGUACGGUAUUUCGCCGUCCGUGAACAUCGUUUAAUUGUUAUUUAUUUUAUCUUUUAGGUGUACACAUGUAGAAUUAUUUUUUUAUUUUGAAAUUUCGUUAUUUUUUUUUUAUGAUUAUUACUGAACUUAACUUUGCCGCCGCCGCUGACCGUUGCCGACCGUCACCAGGAGGAGGACGUCCGUCAACGUCGCCGUCACCACCGCCGUUCACCGUUCGCCGCGUCCGCCGUCGCCGUCGUCGCGCGAGUCCGUCGACUUACGUAAUUUUCGCCGUUUCCCGGUUACGUAGUGUGCACAAUAAUCUUCACCAAUGGGGGACCGGGUGUACGCGGCCGAAAAGCUCAUGAAGAAGCGUGUCCGAAAGGGCAGAGUUGAAUAUCAUGUUAAAUGGAAAGGAUGGGGACCUAAGCACAAUACUUGGGAACCCGAAGAAAAUAUUAUUGACACCAGGCUUAUUGAUAUUUUUGAGCAAAGCCAAAUCCGUACAGAUAAUAGUUCUCAUAAACGAGGCCCUAAAAGAAAAACACAAAAUGCACACAUUGAAACACCAACUACAGAACCUACCCGAAGUGACUAUGAAGAUGAAACUGCCGAUGGUGAUGUACCUGAUUAUAACAGCCAGGAUGAAGCUGAAGUACUUCCAGAGUCUACUAAUGGAGCACCUUUGUUACCCAGACAUGACGAUGACACCGAAGAAGAUAAAACAAUUGAUGAUGACUCAUUGGAAGAAAUGCCAAAGUUAAACGCAGCGGUAAAGGUUGAAGUGAAAGAUGAAAAAGUAAGUGAAGAAAAAAAGUCACCAGUCAUAGAAGUCAAUGAUACACGAGAAGAAGAAAAGUUAACUCCAGUGGUGAAACCUGCACCUUCACUUCUAGUUCCAUCUACACCAAAGCAGUCUUCCAAAUCACCUCCACCUUUACCUAAACCUCAUAAAGUUAAACGCAAAGCAGAGGUUUUGUCUAAAGAAUCUGGUAAAGUUGGUGUUACUAUAACUACUAGUCCUCCUGUGACAGAUUCUAAAGUGCCCAAAUUACAAUCUCCCCCCAAUAUUCAAAACACCAAUAGUUUGCCUCCAGUAGUACCUACUCAAGAUGGCGGAAGAACUCCUAAAAGAAAAACAUCAGAACAUGCAGUCCCCGCAGUUUUGACAAAUCAAAUUUCUCCAGCUCCAGAAAAUCAACAUAUAACACUGACGGCUAUACUUCAAAGUACUCCAACAAGUGUAAAGUCAAGAGACACUUUAGCUGCAGCAGCACCCAUCAGUUCUCGAACAUCUGGUGAACCAGCUAGGCCACAGGAGGAUGCUGCAACGGCUGUAACUCAAGGGGCUGGAGGUCAACAUCAGGUACUAGAUACAGCUUCUGUUGCCGAAACUCCUACUCAGCGUUUACAGUACAAGACAAUACUGGCAAACCCUGGACCAGAGUAUUGGCUUGCGCGCAAUCCAGUUGUAGAUAAUGUUUUUAUUACUGAUGUGACAGUUAAUUUAAAUACUGUUACAAUAAGGGAAUGUAAAACAGAAAAAGGAUUUUUUAAGUCUAGUGUUGAAACUAGAAUUUAAAGAAAUUUAUGUUGAGAUUUUAUUUAAUUAAUAAUCCUAUGGUGUUAGAUAUAAUAGGUAGGAGCAAUAUUUUUCUUUAUGGCUAGUUAAUAGAUAGUUAUAACAGUUAUUAGUAAAAUAUAAAUAUAUUUUUAAAACUAUUUAUAUAUAUAUAUAUAUAUAUGUAUAUAUAUACAUACAGGGUGAUUGGUGAAGCUGUGUUUCAAGCACUGAAUAAUAUAUACAUUUUGAAACAAUGAGAAGUUAUUUGUUUGGAUGGUUUUUUAAGCUAUGUUAUCAUCUCAUAAUAUGAGAUAAUUUAUAAUUUUGUAAUUUAAGUGACUUUCAAAUAUUUUGUAUUUUGCUCAUUCAAUGUUCCGACAUGAAGUUCAUUGCAAAUGUUUUGUCAUGUAAACAUUUUUAUACUUCUGAAAUUUAAUAUUUUUUGUCUUUAAAUGUUCUUGACAGAAUUUAUAGGUCUUCCAUUUGGACAAACAUAAUCUAUUUCAGUGAUUUAUUCAAGCCUAUACAUCACCCUGUAUAGUAAAUAUAGAAAAUUCUUCAAAUUGAUUUUUGUGAGCUGCAUAGCUAAACAGAUUUACAUUUCUAGUUUUUUCUGUAAUAGUUUUAAUGUCUUUCAAUCAGAUCUUGAUUACAAUAUUUUGACUAUAAUAAUGUGAAUGUUUAUUUUAUAUUUAAAUGAGCGAUCGGGAUCGGACUUAUGUGCUUAAAAAUAAGUACAAACAAUUCUUCCCUAAUAUAUUCUAAGAGUCAAUUUGAAAUAUAACAGUAUUUAUAGAUUACCUAAUAAUAAUUAAUAUUGUAAUGAACCACUUGAUUUUAUAAUAAUGGGUUACAAGAUAAUUUAAUAUUGUGUAUGUCAUAUUUUUUAAGUUUUAAUUUUAUUAUUGUGUAUUAACUCAACAUAUGUGUUAUUGAUUUCCUCUAUUAGUGAGUUUACAGAACCAAUUUUAUCAAACCCAAAUGAUCUCUAGUUUAUCAUAAAUUUUGUUUAUAUACAUACUAUUAUAUUCAUGCUGAUAGCAAAAUAAAAUUAUUUAUUCCAAGCUUAAUUUAAAGUGAAUACAGUUAUAACAAUUGUUGAAAAUCCAAGUUAAAUAAAUAUUAUAGUCUAAAUUGUACUUCUAAAAUGGUAUAGGGGAAUCAAAUUAAUUUCCAAUAAUCUGAAAUCUAAUUAUAUAAAAAUUAGGAACAAAUAAAACUUAUAAAUUAAUAAGAAAAAAAAACUAUAAAUAUGAAUUUCUUGUAUAUUAUAUUUUCUUCUAGUUUAAUACUAUUUAUGAUUAUUUAUAAGUGUUAUUUGUUGUUUAAACUAUGUUUCUCUUCAUUGCUUUUCCUCUUUACACUUUUUAAUUUAUUAUUUUACCUAACAUUUUUUUAACAUUAUUAUUUGUAUUAUCAUUAUUAUGAUUAUGAUUGCACAUUAAUUUCACUAUAAUUUUUAGCACCCGAUAUUCAACAAACAAUUAAGUAGUUUUCUAUUUUGUUUGAGGAUUGUGCCGUACUAUUACCACGGAUUAGAUACAACUUUAUAUAAUCUGUGCUAUUACUUUGUUAUUUUUUUUUUUAUUGUUUCAUGGGAGAUACGGUACACUUCCUUAACAAAUUAAUAGUAAAUAAGUUCUAACAUUCAACAGUUAAUUUAUAAUUAUUGUGUUUAUUUGAUUAUUUUAGUUAAGUUUUAAAUAACAAAUUACGUAACUGUAUCACUGGUUAUUUUACGUAGGUAUUAUUAAAAAUUAAAUAUAGUAUGCUUCGUUUCGUUUAAGUUUUCACAUGGAAAAAAAUAUUGUGUCCAACUUUAUGAUCUUAUGUAAGACACAUUGUGGUUUGUUUUAAACCUUAAUUUUUAUUUAUUCAAUUUCUUAACUGUUAUUGACUGUAUACGAAAUUCCCAAAAAAACCCAAACUAAUGCGUUAUAAUGCUGUCUCUAUUUACCCAUCUCUCUAGUCAUGGCCGGUCUUUUCUAAUUGAAAUGAAUGUAUUGUUUUUUUUUUUCUAUGAAAAUGUAACGUUUUAUUGUUAUUAAUUAUUGUGAAUUUUGAUGCAAAAGUAUUAAUUACAGGACACGAUAUUAUAAGUGGCAUAUUUUUGUGUUGCAAUAUUUACAUUGUAGGAGUUUUACUAUAGUUAUAUGUGCCUUUGUAAUAAAUGUCGAGGAUGUUUAAAUAAUA